AUGGAACGUGACAGCUUGCUUUUCGAGGACUUGAAAGUACUUGUCGAAGAAUUCACCACAGCUGAAAAGCUUGCCGAACUUUUCCACGACAGUGACACCCAAGUUAACGAGUCACUGAAUCAACAGAUCGCAUGGCUGGCUCCCAAAGCAAAGACGUACUGCGGUAGCGUUUCGUUGGUGAUGCGAGUCCGUAUUGCAAUUGCCAUCCAUCUGGUUGGUAACAGGGCUCUGUGGCAUGACUUGUUCUUCCAUGUUGGGUUGGAUGUAGACUUGUUGACAGAGUACCGACUUCUCCUAAGGGACCGACAAAGAAACAGUAAGUUAGAGACAUCAAGGAAAAAGGAGUUCCGUGUCAAACGCAAAAAGACAAUGCAUGACAAGAUACAGGGUUACAUGAAACAACUGCGGAUUGAUCGAGCGAACGGCAUGGCUUACCAGACUGGCUCCGCGAUGGAAAGUGAAGAAACGAACGGUAGGGGGCCAUUGUCGGAGGUAGUUUGUUCGAAAUGUAAUCGGAGAGGACAUAAAGAUGCGAGGAGUGGAUUGUGUCCAAAUAAUGGGAGGAACCGACGUAAGAGGAGUAGGGUGGAUCCCCCCAAUGAAACAUCCGUCGGCGAAGAAGAACAUAACAAUGUUGUUCCUAGGAAUGAAGACGAGGAUAACGAGGAUGGCGCUACGAAUGAAAUUUCGCUCAUAGAUAACAUUCCCCUCACAAGCGAUCCACGAAUCGCGGAGCUGUCGGAAUCGCUAGCAAAUGACAGUUGA
Seminavis robusta is the source of this 765-nucleotide messenger RNA. Lineage: Eukaryota; Bacillariophyta; Bacillariophyceae; Naviculales; Naviculaceae. The record is from the annotation of a GenBank genome assembly.